UAGCUCCUCAGUUUCUCGCAAGUUGUGCGCUUGUUCUUGGGGAGAAGAUCAGUCCCUUGCUGCGUAGAAGGGCUCCGCGGACGAGGAAGCGGCGCCCCAGGAAAGGUGGUUAGCCGCGGCAGAAGCAGCCCAGAGAAGCGAGGGGAUAGGCGAGCGAGCGGCUGAGAUGUGCGCGGAGGAAGCCCGGGGGGCUCCCGACGGUGGCUGAGGAGGCUGCAGUCCGGCCGGCCGCCCUCCUCGUUUCCCCCGUUAAGCUCUGGCUCAUGACAGCGAAUUCUUGGCGGGGCGGCCCAGGGAACCGCAGCGAGCCCGGCUGAGGGGAAUAGCGGCGCCUCUUUUCUCCGUUCGAAGUUUGCUGCUCGCGGGCGGGCGGCGCGGAGUAAAGUUUUGUUUUGUUUAUUAAUGGUGGUUCCUCCGGUUGAGACCUUGAAUGUGGGAGACCAUUUAAUCCUGGAUUAAGAACGGCUUCUUCGGGGGGCCUCCUUGCCCUGGUCUGACCCCCCCUCUCGUUCGCUCCGCUUUUUGUUUUUUUCUUUCGUUUCCCCCCAUUAGAAGAUACUGAGGUUUCCCUCAUUUUUGCCUAGUUUAGAGGCUGCUCCUUUCUGGGGGCUUAAGAAGCUUAUCUCCUCCGAGGUGUUGGGUCAAAAAGGCCUCCUUGAUCGGCUACCCUUUGGGUCAAGAGCCCCUUUCUCGGGAAGCUCCGCCUUGCUGGAUCAGGAGUCUUCCUCCUGGGCUCGGGAGGGUUCUUGGAUUAGGUGCUUCCUUGCCCCCCCCUUCCCCGCCGUCUGCUGAGCUGUAUUGUCGAAGAGAAAGGAGUCGGCGACCCCUGCUUGAGUUUCAUCCGCGCCCACGCCAUGUCGACGGUCAUCUCCGCCGCGGAGAAAGUGGACGGCUUCACACGGAGAUCGGUGCGCAAGGCUCAAAAGCAGAAGAGGUCGCAGGGCUCCUCGCAGUUCCGCACGCAGAGCAGUCAAGUGGAGCUCGCCCCGCUGCCCCAGCUCAAAGAUGCCACCUCAAAUGAACAGCAAGACCUCUUCUGUCAGAAGCUGCAGCAAUGUUGUGUAUUGUUUGAUUUUAUGGACUCAGUCUCGGACUUGAGGAGCAAAGAAAUUAAAAGAGCAACGCUGAAUGAACUGGUGGAAUAUGUUUCAACAAAUCGUGGUGUGAUUAUUGAAUCAGCAUAUUGUGACAUAGUGAAAAUGAUUAGUUCUAAUAUCUUCAGAACACUUCCACCAAGUGAAAAUCCAGAUUUUGAUCCAGAAGAAGACGAGCCAACAUUAGAAGCUUCUUGGCCCCAUAUACAGCUGGUAUAUGAAUUUUUCCUGAGAUUUUUAGAGAGCCCUGAUUUCCAGCCUAGCAUUGCGAAACGUCAUAUUGACCAGAAAUUUGUACAGCAGCUGUUGGAGCUUUUUGAUAGUGAAGAUCCACGAGAGCGCGACUUCUUAAAAACUGUCCUUCAUCGAAUUUAUGGCAAAUUCCUUGGAUUACGAGCAUUCAUCAGAAAACAAAUCAACAAUAUUUUUCUCAGGUUUAUAUAUGAAACAGAACAUUUCAAUGGUGUUGCUGAACUCCUUGAGAUACUUGGAAGUAUUAUCAAUGGGUUUGCAUUGCCAUUGAAAGCAGAGCACAAGCAGUUCCUUAUGAAGGUUCUUCUUCCCAUGCACACUGCAAAAGGAUUAGCUUUAUUUCAUGCACAGUUGGCCUAUUGUGUUGUUCAGUUCCUGGAGAAAGAUAUGACAUUAACAGAGCCGGUUAUUAGAGGAUUGCUCAAAUUUUGGCCAAAAACGUGCAGCCAGAAAGAGGUAAUGUUUUUAGGUGAAAUUGAAGAAAUUCUGGAUGUAAUAGAACCAACACAAUUUAAAAAAAUACAAGAGCCUCUGUUUAAACAGAUAGCCAAGUGUGUGUCAAGUUCACAUUUUCAGGUUGCAGAAAGGGCUCUGUACUUCUGGAAUAAUGAAUACAUUCUCGGUCUGAUUGAGGAGAACAUUGAUAAAAUUCUGCCAAUUAUGUUUGGUAGUUUAUACAAGAUUUCCAAAGAACACUGGAAUCCGACCAUUGUAGCAUUAGUAUAUAACGUGCUGAAAACACUGAUGGAGAUGAAUGGAAAACUAUUUGAUGAACUCACAAGCUCCUACAAAGCAGAGAGACAAAGAGAGAAGAAGAAAGAGCUAGACCGUGAAGAACUAUGGAGGAAACUGGAGGAACUAAAGCUCAAGAAAGCCCUGACAGAACAGAGCAGCACAAUAAAUACACAGAAUGAUGUUGAAGUGCCAAAUGAAAUACCCAGGGAUAUUUUUUUUAAUACGUAAAAUACAGAAGAGAAACCUCAUCAGUAUAUUAGAAAUGGCCAAUUUUUUUCCUCUGGCAAAAUGUAAAUGAAAGUUUUUGAACAGAAAUACAGUGAUUGAAUGUGACAUUAUUUACAUGGCAUAUUGUAAAUUUGUCUAAUCAUUGCUUAUAUGGUCACUUCUGACUUUUCACAAAUGAAUUUUAUCAUCCAUAAUGUGUGUGAUUUUUAAUUAUGGGAGUGGUGAAAAUUAUGACUUGAAAUUUUUUUAUUGUGUGUUGCACAUAGGUAUAGAAGUCAGCUAUUUACAUUUCCCCCAUAUGUGCUUUUCACAUUACUGCAAGCUUUGGCUGAGAUUUCUAGAGGAGACUUCUAGUUGUGCUGUAUUUUCUGAAAUGAAACCAAGGUUACAUUUGGGAGUAAGCCCUGUUGACUCAAGUUGGUCUUUUUUUUCUGAGUAAACACCCAAAAGAUUGGGCUGAAGAGUGUAUUUUAUCUGGAUGAGAUAACUCCUCUGCCCAUUGUAAUGCCACAGAUUUCAAAGCUGUUACUGCACAAAGCAUUCCAGAGAGCAAAGAACUGGGGUGGUGGUGAAGGGAGGGUUUAAAUAGAGCACAAGUUAAAAAUAUACCAGACAAGUACAAUCUGACUGGGUAGGGAGGAAGCAGCAGCUUUGGAUAUCUUGCUGCCACUUGGUCUUCGUAUGUCUGCCUUUAGUCAGGCAUUCAGUAGUUGAUUCUUUAUAACUGAGGAUGGCAUUUCCUUUUGAGCAUAUCAUUGAAGCUCCUAAUGGCCUCGAGUUCUUGUAGAACGUAACAGUUCUGUUUUGAGCUGGCUCCACAAAGUAGAGGCUUGGCUCCUGCAGUUCUUACCCAAGAAUGAAAUGCCUGUCUGAUGAAACAACUCCUUGUUUUAUUUAAUGAAAAUGCAGUGCUCUUAAGUUGGGAAAAGCUGACUUUACAAGUCUUUGUUUUUAUUUGAUGAGGUGGGGGAUAUUUUUUGCAUAUCUUUCUAUCAGAGUACCAUUCCAGGCUCCUUAAAUUGCAAUUGUGUGGACAAUGGUUUUGUGUUGAAAGAUUGAGGAUUGAGCAACAUUCAAUAAAGACUUUAUGUUUGUAA
This is a messenger RNA of Eublepharis macularius, 3406 nucleotides long. It is a transcript of the gene PPP2R5A, whose product is annotated as protein phosphatase 2 regulatory subunit B'alpha. The transcript is spliced from 13 exons. The coding region runs from base 855 to 2309 and encodes 484 amino acids. Gene Ontology annotation, molecular function: protein phosphatase activator activity. Gene Ontology annotation, cellular component: nucleus; protein phosphatase type 2A complex; cytosol. Gene Ontology annotation, biological process: protein dephosphorylation; signal transduction. The record is from RefSeq and is a predicted model, not a curated record. Lineage: Eukaryota; Metazoa; Chordata; Lepidosauria; Squamata; Eublepharidae.